AUGGAUCUUCGUGAUAUAGCAGCAACAACAGGCUUCGCAACCUAUGGCUUGCGCCAUCCCCGUGAAACUCUCUCGAGUUUCGGUCCGACCUUGAACGAGGCCACCUUCGGUCUGCUAGGGGCGUCCUUCAAGCCAGAUCGCGACAUCCGCAAUCUCGAUGGCAAGGUCGUCCUUGUCACCGGCGGCAACGCCGGUAUAGGCAAAGAGACCAUCCUCCAGCUCGCCAAGCACCGCCCCUCACGAAUCUACAUGGCCGCUCGCACUGAGAGCAAAGCGCGCGAAUCAAUCGAAUCCCUCCAAGGCCAAUUAUCUUCGCCAGCGGAUAUUCGUUACCUACCCCUCGACCUCUCCUCCUUCAAGUCGAUCCGCGCCGCCGCAGACAAGUUCCAGGCUGAUAGCGAUCGCUUGGACAUACUCAUCCUUAAUGCGGGGACGAUGGGGAACCCGCCUACGAAGACGGAGGAAGGAUUCGAGGUUCAGCUCGGCACAAAUCAUAUUGGUCACUUCCUGCUGACCAAGUUGCUGCUACCAACGCUGCAGAAGACCGUUGAUCAAGACCGCGCCAAGGGUGAGACCCCCGAUGUCCGCGUUGUGACUGUGGCUUCGGCAGCUCAUGUGGUCGGACCGUCGACGUUUGAGGAUAUGGUUUCGACGCCUAAAUUGUUGGCUGGCAGUACCUGGACCCGUUAUGGUGCUUCUAAGGCUGCUAAUAUCUUCUUUGCGGCUGAGCUGGCCCGUCGCUAUCCUGAUAUCUUGUCUGUUGCUGUGCAUCCCGGCGCAGUUGAUAGUGGACUUUAUGGACACACCAAGGAUCUUAGCUGGAUGUUGAAGUACAGUAUUACGGCUACUGGCUCUAUGUUCUUCCGGACUGUCACCAGUGGAGCAUUUAAUUCUCUCUGGGCGGUUGGGACGCAGAAAGACAAGCUUGUUAAUGGCGCUUACUACAGCCCGGGCGACGCCAAUUUCCCUUCUUUUCCCAUACAUGAAGAUCUGGACGUGAACCCCAACGGAUCCAUGCCUUUGCGCAACUAUGCAAUGAGAGCAUUGCGCGGGGCUGCUAUUUACACUCUGCGCAUUGGGCGUGUUAUCGAGCCGCAUGAGUACAAUGAUCCAUCUUUUACAGCUAUGUUCAUGAGCUGCAUAUGUGGAAGGUGCAUGGGUGGUCGUAUAUUGAUGCCCGGGACCUUGGGGGGAGGUUUGCAGGCUCAGUCGCCUGGUACGCCUAUUACGCUUGAGAUGGAGGAGUUUGAAGCGCCAAUUUCCAAUGUUGAUAUUGAGAGAAUGCUUGGGUUUGUUGAGAAGCAUCCUUGGCGGAAGUAUUAUAAUAAUUGGGAAGAGAAGAUUGCUGCUCGCAUUAGCGAAGCGAUUUUCCCAUCCCCACACAAAACUCUCGGAGCAUCAUCACUCUUCCACUUCCCAUCUCCCCCUCUCACAUCCACCUUUUAUUAUCGUGGCAAGGGUACUCCCCGCCGCAAGGUCAAGAAGGUUGUCCGCAACUCCGGCGCCGACGACAAGAAGCUCCAGGCCGCUCUCAAGAAGCUGAACGUCCAGCCCAUCCAGGGCAUUGAGGAGGUCAACAUGUUCAAGGAGGAUGGCAACGUCAUCCACUUCGCCAACCCCCGUGUUCACGGCGCUGUCCCCUCCAACACCUUCGCCCUCUACGGCAACGGCGAGGAGAAGGAGCUCACUGAGCUCGUCCCCAACAUCCUCAACCAGCUCGGCCCCGACUCCCUCGCUUCCCUGCGCAAGCUCGCUGAGAGCUACCAGAACAUGCAGAAGCAGCAGGGUGAUAAGAAGGACGACGAGGAGGAUGAUAUCCCCGACCUUGUUGAGGGCGAGAACUUCGAGAACAAGGUUGAAUAAAUAGAACACGCCGAGUCUUUACUUUAAAAACUAUGGUCUAUGAUCACAAUGAAAUGUAUUCACCUUCUUG
Penicillium antarcticum is the source of this 1933-nucleotide messenger RNA. Its product is annotated as Nascent polypeptide-associated complex subunit beta. The record is from RefSeq and is a predicted model, not a curated record. The transcript is spliced from 7 exons. The coding region runs from base 1 to 1863 and encodes 620 amino acids. Lineage: Eukaryota; Fungi; Ascomycota; Eurotiomycetes; Eurotiales; Aspergillaceae.